CCCCCCCCCUCCUUAUUUUAUUUUAAGUGUCAAAGUGUCCAAAAAUGUUUCAGCCUGCUUAGACAAAUGAUUUCUAGCGUGGGCACUCUAUUUUAAAUUUUUUUUUUAUUAGUAAUUUUGGACGGGGAAGGAUUGAGCAAAACAAGUCCUUCAGUAAAAGGAUCCCUGAGAUUUGCUUCCCGUUGAGGAGAAGAUACAAUUCCAGCUGCGAGCAGAGAACUGUGGUUCGUGUAGGUUUUUCAGUCUCGCUUUCGAAGCGCUAGAUAUUGUAGGGUCAGAGCAGAACUGCCUUCUCCCGAGCGGCUUGCCUGCCGUGGUUGUGGCUCAGAGAUCGCCCCCCUCUCUCCCCCCGUUCUCUCACCAUUUCUGUUGGUGUCGGUUUUGUUUCGUUGAUUUAGCUUUUCUUCCUUCUCCUUUCUCCUUUUUUCUCCUUAAUUUUUUUUUUUAACUUUUUAAUUAUUUGAUUUGGGUGAAUACCCUCCCUCCUUUCCUCAAACGAAAAUACUAACUGUGAAGCCGAAAUCCAUGCCUCCUGCAAUUCGGAAGAAUCGGGUCUAAUAUGCCAGUGUCAUCUUCGCCUUGCAGUAGUCGCGAUGAAGGAAAAGUCCAAGAAUGCGGCAAAGACUAGACGGGAAAAAGAAAAUGGAGAAUUCUACGAACUGGCCAAACUCCUGCCCUUGCCCUCGGCCAUCACCUCCCAGCUGGACAAGGCGUCCAUCAUCCGCCUCACCACCAGCUACCUGAAAAUGAGAGCAGUCUUUCCCGAAGGUCUGGGUGACGCCUGGGGACAGCCGAGCAGGAUAGGGCCCUUGGAUAACGUGGCCAAAGAGCUCGGAUCCCAUUUACUUCAGACUUUGGAUGGCUUUGUUUUUGUGGUAGCAUCAGAUGGUAAAAUAAUGUACAUCUCGGAAACAGCAUCUGUACAUCUUGGUUUAUCUCAGGUGGAGCUUACUGGUAAUAGCAUUUAUGAGUACAUACAUCCUUCAGAUCAUGAUGAGAUGACAGCCGUUCUUACUGCUCAUCAACCUCUUCACCCUCACCUCUUACAAGAAUAUGAAAUUGAGAGGUCAUUUUUCCUAAGAAUGAAGUGUGUCCUAGCCAAGAGGAAUGCAGGACUGACAUGCAGUGGCUACAAGGUAAUCCACUGCAGUGGCUACCUGAAGAUACGGCAGUAUAUGCUAGAUAUGUCUUUGUAUGAUUCCUGUUACCAAAUCGUUGGACUGGUGGCUGUAGGCCAAUCUUUACCUCCCAGUGCAAUUACUGAGAUUAAACUUCACAGUAAUAUGUUUAUGUUCAGAGCAAGUUUGGACUUAAAAUUAAUAUUCCUAGAUUCCAGGGUGACUGAAUUAACUGGAUAUGAGCCUCAAGAUCUGAUAGAAAAAACCCUCUACCACCAUGUUCAUGGUUGUGAUGUCUUCCAUUUGCGAUAUGCUCAUCAUCUGUUGCUGGUGAAAGGCCAAGUCACAACCAAGUACUAUCGACUGCUGUCCAAGCACGGAGGCUGGGUCUGGGUGCAGAGCUACGCUACUAUUGUGCACAACAGCCGUUCGUCACGGCCUCACUGCAUAGUGAGUGUCAAUUAUGUCCUUACAGACAUUGAAUAUAAGGAUCUUCAGUUGUCACUGGACCAGGCUACCAUUUCUAAGUCACAGUUUUCAUGUAGAAACUCAGUAUCUACCUCGCAGGAAACAAGGAAAAUAGUAAAACCCAAAAGUAAUAAAAUGAAGGCAAAACUCAGAACAACACCUUACCCACAACAGCAAUACAGCUCAUUCCAAACAGACAAACUGGAAUGCAGCCAGGUGGGAAACUGGCGAUCCAGCCCUGCAGUGAACGCUGCCACCAUUCAAGAACAAAACUUCCAUUCAGAAAACAGUGAACUUUUAUAUGCCCCUUCAUACAGCUUACCUUUCUCUUACCAUUAUGGACACUUCCCUGUAGAUUCUCAUGUCUUCAGUAGCAAAAAGCAAAUGCUGCCUUCAAAGUUCGGGCAGUCUCAAGGAGCACCUUGUGAAGUGGCUCGAUUUUUCUUGAGUACUCUGCAGACAAACGGAGAAUGCCAGUGGCAUUAUGCCAACUCUUUGGUACCCAACAGCCAGUCGCCAUCCAAAACCCUUCCUGAGCAGCCAGUGAACAUCAUCCGACACAACCUUGGACAGAGCUAUGAAGUGCCCAUAUCAAACAGAAGAUACAGUCAAGAGGCUUUAUCUGACAACUUUACCAGCUGCACAGCACCCAUGCCAGGCAGCAGAUACAAAGAGGAGAUUUAUGAUUCGGGCCUCAUGAAACCAAACAAAAUAGAAACCAGGAUCCAGCCACCUCACCACCUCAUUAAAGAAGAAAACAAAGUAGCUUUCAGCAGAGAUCUCCAAGACAAAAUGAACAUUAAUGAAAAUUCUUUUUCAAACUCAUUAGCUAACUCCUUAUUGCCAAAAGCUGAAUGUUUCCAGUCUAAAACUAUAGGACAGUUAAGUCAUCUCCUGCCAAUGUCCACAGUAUAUGAGCAAACAAGAAGGAUUUGUAUGAAAGAACCCAAAUAUGGGCAUAUUAGUCACCAUGCUGCAAACCUAGAUGAACUGGACAGUGAUGAGAGAAUGACUGCUGUAAAGCUUGAUCAUGACUCCGAAAGUGACCGUGUGAUGGAUGUGAGACCCUCUGGCCAGGUUCCAUUUGUGCUUCUAAAUUAUCACCAUGUUUUAGCCAAACAUGGCACGUUUCAAACUUCAUCAUGUACAGCAACGGGACAUGUAGGAGAAAACUAUGGAUACAAUUCUGAGGAAGUAAAUACAGUUAUUUACAAAACCCAAAGUCCCUCAUCAGCUUCUUCUCCAGAAACCCCCAGGGAAUCUGCACUACCCCAUUAUAUUGGAACUUCUGUAAUAAUAGCCAAUGGAAGGUGACAGCAACAGAAGAGUAUUUACAUUUAAGAAGCCAAACUGUAAUGAUUUGCAAAAAGCAUGAGAAAACAUGGUUACAUUUACUGAGCACAGCUGAAGGUCAACGAGGGACAGAACAGACUGGCAAGCCAUGUGUAACAGUACCUUCAAGGUCAGGAAAAAAAAAUCAUCUAGCUUCCAUGCUUUGUUGUCACAGAUUAAGCUCUGGUGCCAGUGAGAAGACAUGUUACAGAUCUUAUUUUUGUUCUUUUAUAGUGUGCAACAAAAUUAAAUGAUAGGUCUUAUAUCCA
Molecule: messenger RNA, 3187 nt
Organism: Pogoniulus pusillus (Red-fronted tinkerbird)
Lineage: Eukaryota; Metazoa; Chordata; Aves; Piciformes; Lybiidae
Gene: SIM2
Product: SIM bHLH transcription factor 2
Exons: 11
Coding region: 594-2900 (768 amino acids)
Biological process (GO): regulation of transcription by RNA polymerase II
Molecular function (GO): protein dimerization activity; DNA-binding transcription factor activity, RNA polymerase II-specific; RNA polymerase II transcription regulatory region sequence-specific DNA binding
Source: RefSeq, a predicted model, not a curated record